GACGUGGGUUAGGGGCGGGGCCUGCGCGCAGGUGAACGCCGCACAGGUGUGAGGUGGGGAAAUGUGCGUCCUGAAAAACAAGUGUCGGUGCUGAGCGCCGUUACUCUUGUGCUGAGGGCUCUUCUCCUCUCUCCUCCGGUAUGGCCCCCGGCUGUUUGGGGAGGUGCCCAGCGUUGUUCUUCCUCGCUGUUGUGUUUGAUGCAGCUGGUCUGGUUGUGCUCCUGGUCGGAAUUUUCGGCAAUCUGAACUUGCACGGUCGCUUCUAUGGAGAUUUCCUUAUCUUCACGGGCUCGGUCAUUAUUUUCCUCAGUCUGGUGUGGUGGAGUCUGUGGUACACUGGGAACGUUCCGCUGUACGCGGAGGACAGACCAGGCUCUUUGGACAUCAACUUUACGCACUGGGCCAGGAAGCUAUCCGAGAGGCUCUCCAAAAGCGGCAUGAAGCCUCUGGAAGCCGGGGUGGAGAAGAAGAAGAGCAUGGAGAACGAGAAGGAGAUGAACGGGACCGUGCGCGCUUCUGCGCCGGCUCGGAUUACUUGGGAAGACUACAGCCGCAGUGGUGCCGUGUCAGGCCACGACAACGGAGGCUUUGAUGGAGGGACCGAGUGCGCAUCUCCAGCUGACAAAAACGUGGAGUUGGGGGUGCUGAGGAGCUCAGACGUGACUCUGCAGGCAGCGAAUAACAAAGCAGAGAGGCUUCUCUGACAGGAGCUGGUGAUGUCCGGCAUUCCUGGUUCUGUAACAUUGACGUCCUCGUCGUGCUGCUUUCCAACAGACUGAAAAUGAACAUUGAGCUUGAGAACUAAAGUCACUUUUUUCUUUUUUUUUUUAAAUGGGGAAGACAGUUUCUUAAUCAGGGAAAAGUCCUGCAUCCAAUACUUGGCUGAAGGGCUAUGCACAGGGGAAGAAAAAGUCUUUAUCAUGUACAUAGCAAAAUUUUAUUUUUUUGUCUUAUUUUGUGUCAGAUGUAAAUUAUUUUUGUUGGGAAUAAAGUUUACAUGUAAUUGGA
Messenger RNA from Larimichthys crocea (large yellow croaker), 1008 nucleotides. RefSeq names its product transmembrane protein 238-like. NCBI's taxonomy places the organism in Eukaryota, Metazoa, Chordata, Actinopteri, Sciaenidae. The coding region runs from base 141 to 704 and encodes 187 amino acids. The record is from RefSeq and is a predicted model, not a curated record. The transcript is spliced from 2 exons.